This is a messenger RNA of Camponotus floridanus (Florida carpenter ant), 696 nucleotides long. RefSeq lists its product as uncharacterized. Gene Ontology annotation, molecular function: nucleic acid binding. The transcript has a single exon. Lineage: Eukaryota; Metazoa; Arthropoda; Insecta; Hymenoptera; Formicidae. The coding region runs from base 1 to 696 and encodes 231 amino acids. Gene Ontology annotation, biological process: DNA integration. The record is from RefSeq and is a predicted model, not a curated record.
AUGCUCGGAACGACACAUUUGAGGACCACGGCGUACCAUCCACAGGCAAAUGGCAUGGUGGAGAGGUUCCACCGGCAAUUAAAGGCCGCAAUCAGAUGCCAUGGGGGCGACCGCUGGACGGAGAGCUUACCCACCGUUCUCCUUGGAAUACGGGCAGCGUGGAAGGAGGACAUACGAGCGACGGCAGCGGAGCUCGUAUACGGGGAAACGCUCCGACUUCCUGGACAACUAUUGACUAAACAAUUAAACAAUUCGGACGACGCCGCUGAGUUUAUUAAAGAAUUGCGCCGGCGUUUCGACGAGUUGCGCCCGGUCGCGAGCAUUCCGCACGGAGAAUAUAAGAGUUUUGUUUUCAGAGAUUUGAGGACGACCAGGCACGUGUUCGUGCGCCAUGACGGGCCAAAAUCGAUUUUGCAGCCUCCGUACAAUGGACCGUAUGAGGUGAUCAGCCGGACGGCCAAGACGUUCGUGGUGCGGAUCCAGGGAAAAGAUGUGACCGUAUCCAUAGAUCGUCUGAAGCCGGCUUAUAUACUAGCUGCGGACGAUGGCGACGACACGGGGCCGAUAGCUGGCGAGCCCAUUACUGACGGGGACGGAGGCACAAGCGAAGACCCGAACCUUCCCGUCCAAGCGGAGAGGACGACCCGAUCGGGGAGAAGAAUUCAUUUUCCAGACCGUCUCCAAGUCGGAGGCUAG